This is a messenger RNA of Bolinopsis microptera, 2176 nucleotides long. RefSeq names its product organic anion transporter 3-like. Lineage: Eukaryota; Metazoa; Ctenophora; Tentaculata; Lobata; Bolinopsidae. The transcript has a single exon. Gene Ontology annotation, cellular component: membrane. Bases 15 to 1670 code for a protein of 551 amino acids. Gene Ontology annotation, molecular function: transmembrane transporter activity. Gene Ontology annotation, biological process: transmembrane transport. The record is from RefSeq and is a predicted model, not a curated record.
AUAAUUAUUAGAAAAUGAGCCCGGAGCCGGAUGAACAGUACAAGCGUUUGGAGGGAGAGGAAGAGGUGGAAAAUAAAGAGUCUGAGGAGAAGGAGAGUGCCUCUGAAAGACUAACCGUGGAAGAGAUGGUGAAUAAGACGAUUGGAGCUGAUAACUCUAGAGCCAACCUUUUCAAAUUUCUUGGACUUUACAUCAUUUUAAUGAUGGUAAAGAUGACCGCUCCGGCUCUAGCGUAUAUGCCGAUCUUCGCGGGUUUUUUGAACUACAAGGACUGGAAAUGUGCGUCAGGAAAAUGCAUUGAACUGAUGACAAACUUCACGGACAAACCCGAAUUGUUUUUCAGUCGUGACACGAUCUGCGAUAAUGCUCUGCAACCUAAUGUUGAUUUCACUUGGACGCUGCAGAGGACGAGUUACGCCAUGGAGUGGGGUCUCAUAUGUUCCAACGAGAGCAUGGGAUCCAAUCUAAAGAGUUUUUUCUUCAUCGGGUCUUUCAUAGGUCUCGUCUUAGGGAUUGCUGCAUUUGAUAGAUUCGGUAGGAAACCAACUACUGUGAUAGCACUGGUGAUAACAUGUCUCUCAACUCUUGGUGGAUACUUUGUGAACAGCUACAACGUGAUGCUUCCUGUCAGGAUAAUACAGGGUAUGGGCACCUUCACAGUUCUUAACGGAAUUGAACUGCUCUCAAUUGAGUUUACCCCAUCCAAGCUUAGAAACCUCUGUCAGAUCUUCGCAUCUUGUGGCUGGACUUUUGGAGCUUUUAUGAUUGUAGGUGUUUCCUAUGGUGUGACGGACUGGCAUCAUAUAUUCUUGAUUCAGGGGUGUUUCGCGAGUAUCACAACCAUAAUUGUCCUCAUCUAUCCAGAGUCACCAAGAUUUCAACUUAUAAAAGGAAGGGAGAAGGAAGCGCGAGCCACGUUCAGAAGAAUGUCCAAAAUCUUCAACACCCAAGAAGUAUCUGAAAAAGCCGAGUUGACCUACAAAGAUUAUGAUCAGAGCUAUUUGGCCCAAAUCAAAGACUUCUGGAAGUAUCCUCUGAUGCUGAAGAACACUUUGUUAUUGGUUGUUUGCUAUUUCGUGAUAGCCUGCAUAUCCUACGGUCUGCUCUUCAGCUGGGGUAAACUAGGGGCAGAUAUCUACUCCACCAUAUUUUUUGGUUCUCUCGGUGGUUUCAUCGCUAAGGGAUCUGGAAUGAUAUAUUUUACGAUUCACUACUUUGGCCGAAAAAAAGCUGUGAUGAUAUCCUUUGCUGGGAUAGCUGUAGUCUUCUUCAUUUCUAUUCCCAGCUUCGGGGUCCGUCUCUCGGAUACCUGGAAUCUGGACCAUGUUGUCUGUCUUUGUGCUGCUCCCUUCCUUUCAGGGGUUUGGGGUUCCAUAUCACUUCUUACCAAAGAGUUGUCUCCAACAUCUCACAGGGGAACUAUAUUGUGUAUGGGUUCUGCUGGUGCUAGGGUCGGUGCGAUUGUUGGACCCUACAUGUCCCUUCUCUACAACACUAUGGAUCCCCGAAUUGUUCUGGCGAUAUUCGGAGGCAUCGCCGCCCUGGCUUCAUUCAUUACCUACUUCAACAGUGAUAGCACUGGUAAGCCGAUACCGUCGACUCCUGAAGAGCUCAUGGACCUGUAUUCGGACGCUAAGCAUAAGAAACUGGUGGAUCAAGAGGACGCGUAAUGAAAUAAUCGGGAAACUUUACUGAUUAGUAAACUGAUCAUGCAAUGAAAAAUCAAGAUAGAUUUCAGUGUUGUUAGUUCAAAAGAGACAGAAAUAUUUUGCAGCAAAUCGGGUCAUUAAACAGUUAAACGAUCUCGAUCAUUAUUUUUCCGGGCUGAAAAUUAAUUUCAGAGAUUAUUGAGCCUUAUCGAUACGAUUCAACAUUCCUGACCCUGCAAAUUAGCCGAUCAUAUAUUCAAAGUUAAUAAUUUAAAAAAUAAAUUACAGCGUUUAUUUUCCGGUUGAUGGUACUAAUUAUUUGGGAAAGUCUUUGAUUAGAGCACCGCUACAAUGAUGUUAAACUAGUCUUGCAGUCAAAUUCAUGACCAGUAAACUACUAAAAUUGGCGACCGCGUGGCCGUAUUGAAUGUAUAUUAGAACGUGUUUUACACCUCAACUGUUGUCAUAAUUUGGAUCACUGAGUGAUACUGUUGAUAAGAUAAAGCCUACAUUGAAUUUGAAAUAAA